Molecule: messenger RNA, 1799 nt
Organism: Sphaeramia orbicularis (orbiculate cardinalfish)
Lineage: Eukaryota; Metazoa; Chordata; Actinopteri; Kurtiformes; Apogonidae
Gene: smpd5
Product: sphingomyelin phosphodiesterase 5
Exons: 7
Coding region: 33-1775 (580 amino acids)
Biological process (GO): sphingomyelin metabolic process
Cellular component (GO): cytoplasm; extracellular region
Molecular function (GO): sphingomyelin phosphodiesterase activity
Source: RefSeq, a predicted model, not a curated record
GUCCAGUUGUUGGUUAAAGGAGAGACUGAGACAUGGCAUUACAGUUGUCUCCAUUUCCUAAUCAGUGUGCUGCAGGAGUCCAUGCUGUGGGAUGGGCAUUAAUUCAACCUUGUUUCUGGAUUCUUAAUAACCUUAUUGCUUUAUGGAAGUCUACCACUUUGGAGAAAACCCGACAACUGGGGCAGGAACUCCACCGUCAUCGUGUCAAACUUGUCUUUGGCUCUAUCCUCUUUUUCUUUCUUUUAAUUAUCUCAUGCCUCAUAGCCUUCUUUGGCUUCAUACUAUGGGCCCCUCUUCAGCUCUGCCGCAGGCCCUUCUCCUACCACAAAGAGACACAAAUUUCACCAGAAAAGGAGACUCAUAGGGGCUUUGAGUUGGUAGGAAAGGCAUCAUUUGGCUUUGCAACUGCCAAUCUGUGUCUUUUGCCUGAUGGCUUAGCUCGCUUCAACAACCUUGGACACACUCAACGCAGAGCAACUGCCAUUGGCCAGCACAUCGUACAGGGUGUGUGUCGACCCCACAUCCGUAUCUUUGUUGACUCCCCCAGCAGCUGUGGUACUCUCAGCCCCUCCAAUAGCAUACUCCCCACAGUCAACCCAUCAACAUAUGGGGCUACGGAUAAACAGGCCCAACCUCCAUCAAGUAACAGCUCAGUAAGAGAAUACGCUGAGGGGUCUGUAGCUGUGUCUAAUAGUCAAGUGGUUUAUGUACCAUGCGAUGAUACAGAAGAUCCUUUGACUGUGUCACCCCCCCUCUUCAAUUCUAAUCAAAACUCCAACCAGCAGGGCCAAGCAGGUCACAGGAGUGCCCCACGAGCUUUGCUAUCUCAGGGUCUCCGCCAGCAGGAUGACAUAACAUGGGAAGUAUCAUCAUUAUUUCCCCCCAAUGUGGAUAUACUCUGCCUAGAAGAAGUGUUUGAUAAGAGGGCUGCACAAAAACUCACUAAUGCAUUGAAGCCUGUGUUUGGACAUAUACUUUAUGACGUUGGUGUGUAUUCCUUCCAACCACCAUGCAAAUGCAACACUUUCAAGUUCUUCAACAGCGGCCUGUUCGUGGCCAGCCGAUUCCCAAUACUGGAAGCCCAGUACCACUGCUUUCCCAACAGCCGAGGGGAAGAUGCACUGGCUGCCAAAGGCCUCCUUUCUACCAAGGUACUAAUUGGGAAGAAUGACAAACAGAAAAAUGUGGUUGGUUUUUUCAACUGCACACACCUACAUGCACCCGAAGGUGAAGGGGAAAUUCGCUGUGAGCAGUUAAAUAUGGUAGCAGAAUGGAUUGGAGAUUUUCAAGCUGCCAACAGGAAGCCUGAUGAAGAUGUUGUUUUUGAUGUGCUCUGUGGCGAUUUCAACUUUGACAACUGCUCACCUGAUGACACCCUGGAGCAAAAUCACCGUUUGUUUGAUGAGUAUAGAGACCCUUGCAGGGCAGGACCAGGAAAAGAGAAGCCAUGGGUCAUUGGUACUCUUCUGGAGCAGCCCACACUGUAUGAGGACAAUAUAAACACUCCAGAAAAUCUGCAAAGAACUUUGGAAAGAGAGGAGUUGAGAAAGCAGUACAUCUCUCCUCCUGUUCCUGCACGAGAUUGUCCACUGGUUUAUCCUGAACCUGGCCAACCAUGGAUUGGGCGUCGAAUUGACUACAUUCUGUACCGUGAAAUCUCCAUUUCAAGGCACUACAGAACUGAAGUUGAAGAGGUGACGUUCAUAACCCAGCUGGCCAGCCUUACAGACCAUGUUCCUGUGGGCUUGAGACUGAAUGUAAUAAUGGACUCUUGAGUAUAUAGAUAACUGAAAACUAAC